This is a messenger RNA of Trematomus bernacchii (emerald rockcod), 3118 nucleotides long. RefSeq names its product autophagy related 4C, cysteine peptidase (gene atg4c). NCBI's taxonomy places the organism in Eukaryota, Metazoa, Chordata, Actinopteri, Perciformes, Nototheniidae. The transcript is spliced from 11 exons. The record is from RefSeq and is a predicted model, not a curated record. Gene Ontology annotation, molecular function: protein-phosphatidylethanolamide deconjugating activity. Bases 213 to 1649 code for a protein of 478 amino acids.
UAAAGUGUAAACAUUGACGACCGCAGGGCACUUAAACAACAAGCCAUGGCCGAUUCACAGUGUUAAGCUUUUAGUAUUGCAAAAAAUAUUCAGCUAUGUGACAUCUGUAAAGAGCUGCAAAGCGGCUGGAACUGAGGAAGACCGGGAUCGAAGAAGCUCCAAGCAGGGUUUGUGUGCUGUGAGGGAAUGGGUUACAUGCCUUGCUGUUCCAAAUGGAGAAUAAAGGGAGCGACGAGGUGGAAACAUUGAAGACAAAGUUUGUGUCUGUGUGGCACAAUGUCAAGUACAGUUGGGCUCUGAAAUCAAAGACCUCUUUCAGUAGAAAUUCCCCAGUGCUUCUCCUCGGAAAAUGUUACCAUUUUAAGGCGGAAGAUGACGACAGUGUUGCAGAGGCCUGCUCUGAAGCCUGUGAUGAGGACUCUGUUGUGGGGAACGUGGAGGCUUUCCGCAAGGAUUUUACGUCCCGGGUGUGGCUCACCUACAGGGAGGAGUUGCCCCCCCUCCCCGGCUCCACCCUGACCUCGGACUGCGGCUGGGGCUGCAUGCUGAGAGCUGGGCAGAUGAUGCUGGCUCAGGCCCUCAUUCUGCACUUCCUGGGCAGAGACUGGACCUGGUCGGAGGCGAUGGCCCUGCAGCCUUUAGACACAGAGACGUGGACCACCAGCGCAGCCAAGCGCCUGGUGGCCUCACUGCAAGGACCCUCCAGGCCUCCAGAGCAUGGCCCACCCCCCCCACUCCAGACCCAGGCCCCGGGAUCUGCAGAGGAGGCAGAUGCUCAUUUGAAAGAGAUGUACCACCGCUCCCUGGUGUCCUGGUUCGGCGACAGCCCCUCGGCUCAGCUCGGCCUCCACAGGCUGAUCCGCACCGGCCUGACCAUGGGGAAGCAGGCGGGGGACUGGUACGGGCCCGCUGUGGUGGCACACAUCCUCAAGAAAGCUGUGGAAGAGGCGAUGGACCCUGGCUUGGCGGGUAUAACUGCUUAUGUCUCCCAGGACUGCACAGUGUACAGUGCUGAUGUCAUCGAUAGCCAUAGGGCACCAAGAGCAGGGCAGCCCUCUGCAGAGAGAUCAGAGGCCCCGCCCACCUCACAGAGCGACCAACCGGUGUCAGCCUCCACCCUGACUGACAGCCGAGCCGUCAUCAUCCUCAUCCCUGUGAGGCUGGGAGGGGAGAAGACAAACCCGGACUAUUUUAACUUUGCAAAGAGCAUACUGAGUCUGGAGUACUGCAUAGGCAUCAUCGGAGGGAAGCCCAAACAGGCCUGCUACUUUGUAGGAUUUCAAGAUGACAGCUUGAUUUACAUGGACCCUCAUUACUGUCAGUCUUUUGUGGAUGUCAGCACCAGCGAUUUCCCUCUCCAGUCAUAUCAUUGCCCCUCGCCAAAGAAGAUGCCUUUCAGCAAGAUGGACCCAAGUUGCACCAUAGGUUUCUACUCUAAAAGUGCUCAAGACUACGAGAGAAUCAGCCAGGAGCUUUCUAAGGUGCUGCAGCCGUCAGCCAAGGAGAAAUACCCGGCGUUCACUUUCGUCCAAGGUCACGGCAGAGAUUACGACCUGUCUGCAGGCCUGACCCCGGAGAAGAGAGAAUGGCCCUUUAUCCGUGACCCCCGGAGGACGGUCACCACCACCGGGGACUUUGUGCUGCUUUGACAGCGCGGUUUUAAAAGACUACAGACAGGGAACUUCUUCUGAUGAAUCACACUGCUUGAUACAUAAAGCUUUGUGUUUUAGUCUGCUGGGACACUGAUGCUUAUGGGAUUUUUUUUUAAAUACAGUAACUCAGUUAAUACCUCCUGAAAACUUUGUUGCCAAGCAGGCUUUGCCAUAACAUUCUUUGGACUCAUUUUUGUUGUCUGGAACUGUGAGCUUCCUGACAUUUUUUUAGGAAGCUUUUGGUGCUCUCAUUUUUUUUUAAUGAGCUAAGAUGUCGUCUUAUGCAAAGGAACAUCGAUUCUAGUGGAACACCUCAAUUUGCACCAAAUAUCGACAUACUUAUUUUGGAGGAUUUUUUUUUUAUUACUUACUUCAUGUUUAGAAGUCUUAAAAGUAUUUUCCUCAUCAUGAUCGUAAGGUCCAGUUAAUCACUCCCACAUGUUUUCAAGGCUAACAGUGUUAUACAGUAGUGUCAUUGGAGUAGAGUGUUAUUUUCACAGAGCCACAUCUCAGUUGGGAUAAGAUGAUUAUUGUUAAGCCGUAAUUAAUAUGGGCAAAGGGCUCUCUGAACUUUGGGAAACUUUUACUAAACUAUUCUGCCAAAAACCUUUCAUUAUACAGGAUGAAUUCUUCACCCGUCUGAAUCCCCUCGAUAGCAGAAGCAUACGGGACAUUUGUUCUGAAACACACUUAUUUCAUUAUUGUGCCAACAUGUCUUUCAUUCACGUUACAGCUCAUGUCGUUCUCUGAGCAAUAACAUAUAAUGGUGUUGUAUGACGAUGUGGUUCUUUGCGUGCCUCCUGUGUUUUUAGGUGGUACUGUAAUGAACUACCCUUAACAAUAGAGUUAUUUAGAUAUAAAGUAUUUACUGUAUUUGUCUAAUUAACACUGAAGUAAGUUUUAAGUCACACAAUUGUAUUGUGGAGUAGCAAUCUACACCUCAUGAUGAAAUCAGAGACAUAUCAACCUUCCAAAUAAUAAUUAUUUUAUAUGCUGCAUGUAUGAACCAUUUUGGUUAAUCAUUUCUACACAUUUGUAUCAUUUCAAACCAUCCCUUUUUUAUAUCUCAUACAAUAUGCAAAAGAAAGGGAAUUUACUAACAUUUCAUAUUAUGGUCAUUAAUGUUUUUCCUUCUUUUGAUUAUCUUUUCCUCAAUUCUAGUCUCCAGCAGUGAGUAACUCAAUGCUAUAAUGCUUUUUUAAACGCCUUUACAGUAUCUCCAUCUUAACAAACUAGUGAAGUGAAGAAGUAUGUGAAAACACAUUAAGAUGCCAAACAGGAACAUGCACUUUGUUCUGAUCACUUUCACAUGACUGAAGUAUUCUGCCUGUUGAAUCUAUUGUAUGUACUUCUUUGCACUGCAACAAAUGCACGUCUGUUUGCAUAAAUUCACUUCGAAAAUGUUAAAAAAUAAAUAAAACUGCCAAAAGAAAAGUGAAUAAAGGCAAAAUAUUUGACUCUUUUAA